AUGACUUAUCAGCGGCGAAAUCGCCGGGAAAUGCGGACGCUACUGAGCAUGGUCCAGCCGGCUUCAAGGAAGCGCAACGUCUCACGUGCAAGCGGCGACGAUCCUGAAGUUGGGCAAACGGAGAGCGCGAGCGAUCGCCAGUCGCACAGUGAUGACCCAGCUCACCCGCUUAUCAGACCCAGCGACAGCAAAGACGAUCGCUCGCUUAACAAAGGAGCCUUUUCAGUCAGUGAAGGCGCUCCCACUGUCAGCAAAGGUGCUCCUUCCGUGUCGAGGAAUCGGGACAAGGGACUGCUGCCAAGGAACGCACAGGCCCUGCUGGCCCCCAUAAAGGAACGCUUCUGGACAACCGCAGCCCUUGCAGCAGUAAUUUCUGGGGCUGCGAUUCUGCUGGCGGUUAUCAUCUCGCUCGCGCUCGUGCCUGCUGCAGCCCCUGGCAGUUAUAUGUCCGUGCAGGGCAUUGGAGUCCCCUUCAACCUAUCAUGGCAGGGGUACCGCUCGUACCUGCAGCAGCUACAGCCGCUACAGCAGCACGUGGGUCUGCCCUCCAUCCCCUUCCAUCCUCUCCCCCGCGGCCCCCACGGCUUCAUCCAGUUCUCCGCCUACCGCCUCUCCUCGCGCUCGUUCGCUGUCGUGGGCUUUGGAGCGCAUUAUCUCAAGGACCAUCUAUGCAUAUGGCAGGGAAGCAACGGGCUAGAGCUGAAGGCGGAACCCACAAUUAUCUACACCAAUCUGCGGGAAGAGAGUGACUACGAUGCGAUUGUCAUGCGAUGCGAGUUGGACCAGUCAACGGGUGAUGCUGGUGGCGACCUCUUUCUCAAUAUUGCCAGCGAGCCCUUCCUCGCUCUCAGAGAGAGCUCUGCCCUGCAGCAUGCCAUUGUGCCGCCCGACUUUGACCACCUGCCGCAUGUGCUGACGAUGUGCGCCGUGCGCAUGGGGCGGGAGGUGGAAGCGAGGCUUGUGCACGAGUGGGUGAGCUACCACUGGCACCUGGGAGCCACCCAAUUCCGCCUCUAUGACGCCGGGGCAAUGGAUGAGAGGCACGAGUGGGUGAGCUGCCACUGGCACCUGGGAGCCACCCAGUUCUGCCUCUACAACAGGGGAGCACUGGACGAGAGCCUGGCCACGGUCCUCGAUACCUUCCUGCGCAACGACUCGCUAAAAGUCAUCCCCACACGGCAACUGUCCUUUUACAAUAUCGAGUACGACGCGCAUUCUCUGAGCGCACUAGACUGCCUCUACAGCACACAUUUCACAUCCCAGUGGGUUACCGUGUUACCACCCGACAGUUACCUCUACGUCACACCCCCACACACCCUCCUCUACUUCCUCUCCCAAUACGCGUCCAAGCCUUGGCUCACGUUCGGGGCACACGAGUGGAGCACGGAGAAAUGCCGCGAGGGGAUCGUGUGGGAGAAUGUGACGACGGAGGAAUGGAUGGGGUGGAGGGAGGAGAGUCCGUUUGUGGUGGAGUGGCUGGUGUACAGGCGGAGGGAGAAUGUGUGUGAGGGGGAUGGGGAGGACAAGGACAGGGAGAAGUGCAUUGGGAAGGACGGGCAGCGAUCGCAUUUCACCAACCCGAGAAAGGUGCGUGCAAGAGUGGGGUGGAGGGAGAACGUGUGUGAGGGGGAUGGGGAGGACAAGGACAGGGAGAAGUGCAUUGGGAAGGACGGGCAGCGAUCGCAUUUCACCAACCCGAGAAAGGCUGGUGUCUUGGGCUACUAUGACGUGAGAGAGACAGACAGCGGGGGGGGGCAUGUCCUCUAUAGCGAGAUGCACAAAAACGUGUAUCCGAACCUGCACGAGAGGUCCGAGUUCGGCCGGACCUGCCGAGAGGUCACUGCAGCGGAGGAAUGGGAUGGGUGGGUGAGGGACGUGACUGCAGCUGAUUACGCCAAGCAGUUGAGAAAGAGCACUCAGCCAACAGCUUAA
This is a messenger RNA of Closterium sp. Yama58-4, 1932 nucleotides long. The record is from the annotation of a GenBank genome assembly. Lineage: Eukaryota; Viridiplantae; Streptophyta; Zygnematophyceae; Desmidiales; Closteriaceae.